Molecule: messenger RNA, 1053 nt
Organism: Alternaria ventricosa
Lineage: Eukaryota; Fungi; Ascomycota; Dothideomycetes; Pleosporales; Pleosporaceae
Exons: 2
Coding region: 1-1053 (350 amino acids)
Source: RefSeq, a predicted model, not a curated record
AUGCGCUCUAGCAUGGCCACAUCUUACUCGCCCACUUCCAUGGCUGCCCAUGGCGAUGUGGAAGAAUCUGAACGCGAUGAUUCUGUAUCGGAUUGGAAUCCCAACACGGAACUUUCCUCGAGUAUAUGGGAUAAGCGGAGCGAACCACGGCUAAAGAGGAUGAGAUCUGGGAUGCUGAAGACGCAACCAGCAGUUUCGCCCUUCGGUUCAGUCACACCGACACCAGAGGAAGAGCAUCUCGCGCAUACAUGUCUAGAGCUUCUUAAGCAACCCUCUAUCAGUCCCAUCUCGCCUCGCUCCAAUACCGAAGUCAGCUUUGACGAAAUCGGCAAAGAUUCAAAUUUAGACUACGUGCAUACGCACCCAGUCCCAGAGCAAGAGGAGGAGAUACCGGUCCAUGACCCAGCACAUGCUUGCGAUGAUCAAAAACCUCCCAAGGACCUCAACGCAGACAAGGAGAUACCGGCCGAGGAACCAGCACAUGCUGGCGACGCCCAAGAUUCUUUCAAGGACCUCAACGCAGAAGAAAAAGAGAAACAUCUCCAAACCAUCGCCUUCGACGAGCUAGUCGAAGUGCUCCAAGUCUCAAACCCGCAACACACCACUCUGUCCAAACUCGAGCCGUACGCAGACACCCUUUACACGCCCAAGACAUACGAAAGAAUGAGCAUAGCACUAGGCCCUGUCUUUGACCAGGCCUACGAAGCGAUGCAACUAUGGCACGCAAUCCACCGCAAACUAAAAGAAUUCAGAGAGACGACCAAGUAUGAGGGCAAGGCUGGUGCAGACUGGCAGGCUUAUAAGCAGGCGCUGAGAUCGGUUUCUUGGAAGGAGUCCUUGCCGGCUAUGACUGCGCAUCGUCAGCUAGGUCUGUUUGUGGAGGAGAUGAAGAAGCGCGGAGAGUGGUUUGCGUCUAGUGAGGGUUUUGCGGACGAUUUAGCGAGGUUCUAUGCUGCGUUGCUGCUGCCGCCGAAUAUAUCUGCGGAGGAUCUUGUUGGGGGGUUUGAGGAGUAUAAUGUUGAGUUGCUCAAGUGGUUCGAGGCUGGGGGAUGA